AUGGAAAAGACAGUAGAUUAUUUUAUAACCGACGAUCCUGUAAUUCGUCAUUUGCAACUAGUGGAGUUGGUGCUUUCUCAUUGCACCGAUGUCCUAUGGUCAGACAGCCAUACACGACACAAACAGACAUUUAUUUGGCUGAACAAACUUCGGCAUCGUAUAAAAAAUCUCGAGGCAGCUAAAUUGGUCAAUUUUCCAAGAUAUACUGGCGCAGCCACAACGAUAGGGUCACUUAAUGAAAGUAGCCGCGCCACCAAACUCCCUGCUGCCACGGAUUCGCUUGACUCUUCCAACUCUUUUCGUCAUCAAAAAUCGGGGUUUAACGGUCUCCAUGUGGCGUCUGCAGAUGUCAUUCUUCUUAAAAAUCCUCACAUCCAACAGGAACACUCAUCCAAGUCGCACUUCCUCCCACAUCCAUUCCCAGGGGAGUUGAGGAAUGGCCUAAGACCACACACCGAGGUCGAGUCUAAACUCAAGGAUUCCCUAAAAGUGAAUUUAGCUGGCAGUCGUGCUUCGCGGAGGGGUUCGCCCGAACCACAUCUGGAUUCGGCGCUCUCCACAGAUAGCGAGGAGGAGGAAGGGGAGCGUUCUAUCGAGGUGCAGAAGCGUUAUCGUGGUGCCACACCGGCGACGACACCUGGUGGGGAGGUUGUGAUGGUCACCCCAUCCGGCCACUCCCUGCACGAGGAUGACAAUUCCCUGCUCUUUUUCGAUCUCCCGCUUCUCAUCCAGCGGCUCUCUGGCGGCAUCACGAACGAACUGUUUCACGUAUAUGACCCUGACAACCCGUCCAGAUCGGUAGUGGUUCGGAUUUUUGGAAAGGAGACGGAGCGGGUGAUCUCUCGCGAGAGUGAGUUGUUCUACCAAUCUCUUUUUCUUAAAACCUUUGUUCACGGCAACAAUUUUCUUAUUUACGAGUACUUGAACUCAUACGAACCCUUGCCGUACGCUGAGAUGCCUGUCGAAGGCGAAGCGAUCGCUGAAGCGAUUGCGGCAUUUCAGGUUCGUGCGACCUGGGCCGCUCGCGGAAGGCAAAAUCUGCCGCAGCCGUUGAACGGACUCAUGGAAAUUGAAUCUCUCUCAGAUGAACGAAAGCCAAGCGUUGAAAUUGGCAAUAAUGCAUAUGAAAAACGGGGAAUUGCGGAUAAUAGUCGGCGCUCUCCAUCCAUCGCUGUUAAGAGUCAGGAGGGUCGAACACGUUUUGAGCGCGAGUCCAACUACACCAUUCAUUCUCUAACCGCGUGGGUGGAGCUGAUUGUUUCUGAGGAGAUUAUCCGCAAAGUGAAUGAAGAAAAACAAGUUGAGUUCAGACGCGUGGGGAAAGAGCUUCAUGAGGAAAGUCAGUACAUGCUAAAGCUCCUUAAACCUCACCUUGAAUCCUUAGGAGAGGGUGUCUGUCACAAUGAUUUACUUAGUGCAAACUUUAUGCGACAUGUGAAUACACGGAAGCUGAAAAUCAUUGACUUUGAUUAUACUAAGCGAAAUUUCCUUCUAUUUGAUCUAGCAAACCACUUUAACGAAUACACCGGGCUGGAAUGCGACUAUGCUAAAUACUUUCCGUCUGACGAACAUAUUUCUACCUUUGUCAGGCGCUAUAGGUGCGUAAUGCGGGCGCAACUGGAGCGAAGUCAUGCAGAUCUUCACAUUACAGAGGAUAUCAUCGCCAACGAGCGGGCGCUGUUCUUCUCUCAGAGUGCUUCAGAAGAAGAAAAGGCUAUUGAGCAGUCAGUAGGGCUUGUGAAGCUGCUUACGCUAUACUCCCACCUAUCAUGGAGCAUAUGGUCUCUGCUACAGGAGGCAGUGUCCGCUCUUGAUGUAGAUUUUCUCGAGUAUGGAAAGCUGCGACUGGCGCGCUACUACGAAACGAAAGAUGAUUUUUCACGGCCUUACGCAAUAAGUUUAGAGGUGAUGGAGGAACAGUAUGCGAUGAAUGAUACCCAUUGA
This is a messenger RNA of Phytomonas sp. EM1, 1944 nucleotides long. The record is from the annotation of a GenBank genome assembly. Lineage: Eukaryota; Euglenozoa; Kinetoplastea; Trypanosomatida; Trypanosomatidae.